This is a messenger RNA of Panonychus citri (citrus red mite), 1139 nucleotides long. It is a transcript of the gene rho-7, whose product is annotated as presenilins-associated rhomboid-like protein, mitochondrial. The coding region runs from base 91 to 1014 and encodes 307 amino acids. The record is from RefSeq and is a predicted model, not a curated record. Gene Ontology annotation, cellular component: membrane. The transcript is spliced from 6 exons. Lineage: Eukaryota; Metazoa; Arthropoda; Arachnida; Trombidiformes; Tetranychidae. Gene Ontology annotation, molecular function: serine-type endopeptidase activity.
ACGGUCCCUGGUUCUUAUUGUUUUGGUUUUUCAACAUAUGAUUUUCAUGUCAUCAAAUUGUUAGUUUUUGAUUGUUAAUUGUUAUCCACCAUGUUAUUAACUAGAUCAAUAUUCAAUCUUAAUCACGUCAGGAUAAAUUGUAGACAUUUAUCUAGACACAUCAAGAAGAGCAAAGUAAAAUCAUCAGAUAAUCAGUGUCUUCUUAAGCCACGACAAUUAUGGAGACCUGUUGUUGUUACAAUUACGGUGACCGGGAUUUCAUUCACUUCGGCGAUUAUAAUUGAUUAUGAAAAUUUCCGUCUCACAUCUGACCUAUUACCUGAGUCCUUUCAUCAGCUUCGUCGUAAAUAUGACUUUAUCAACAAGAUGUAUUUAACUUGGAAUCGGCUCAAUUCUUGUGAGAAAAUUUUUGUUGGUGUUUGUGCCUUUAAUCUGUUGAUUUGUCUCGGUUUGAAAACUAUUCCCAAUCGUUUGUGUCCCUAUUUUGUUAGUCAAGCUCGAACAAAAAAUCUUUUCCCUUCGAUGAUUCUCCAUAUUUUCAGUCAUUCAUCUUUACUCCAUUUAGCUGUUAACAUGUACGUUCUUUACAGUUGCCUUUCCAUGGUCAACUUUCAUCUCGGAGCCAAUCAAUCAUGGGCUCUUUAUCUAAGUGCCGGAGUAUUCGCUUCUCUGGCCAGUAUUGUUCAUAAAUCCAUUAGAAGAAUUCAUCAACCAUCAAUCGGUGCCUCAGGAGCAAUUCUCGGUCUUCUUGCAGCUUCUUGCAUGAUAAAUCCAGAGGCAAGUCUUGGAAUUGUGUUCAUACCAAACCUUUUGAUUCCAGCAAAAUAUGGCAUUUGUGGGAUAAUCGCUCUGGACACUAUGGGGAUUAUCCGACAAUGGAGACUGUUUGAUCAUGCGGCUCAUCUUGGUGGUACCAUUUUCGGAAUUUGGUACAUAAAAUAUGGACAAGAACUAAUCUGGAGACAGCGAACUCGCUUGUUGCGUGUUUAUCUGGACCUUAAAAAACGCCUUUAAUCGAGUAGAUAAUUUAUUUAUUUUUAAUUGUCGCGUUCUCCUUGCAAUAGAUGUGAUACCAAAAACAUACUCGCACGUGAAUACCGCUGAUUAGUUUCAAAGUAAAACCAUUUCAUUACUUGUUA